This is a messenger RNA of Anthostomella pinea, 519 nucleotides long. Lineage: Eukaryota; Fungi; Ascomycota; Sordariomycetes; Xylariales; Xylariaceae. The record is from the annotation of a GenBank genome assembly.
AUGGUCUCAAUGCGCGACGACCGCUCGCAUUCGUACCUGGCGCAAGUGCCUCUGACGGUCUCGCCCUUCGUCACGCUCCCGACCGCCGCGACGCUCCCCUACACCUACAAGAGGAUGCCGUCCACGCUCUCGCCGCCCGCGAGCGGCAUCACCGGCGCCACGGACGAGAAGCCCAAGUACGUGAUAUCACAAUCGGGGCACGCCGCGCACCCAGACGACAUCGUCGCCUCGUGCCGCGCGCUGCAGGCCCACAUCACCAAGAUGCAGGAGGAAGCCGCGCGGGAGCUGCGGGAGUUGGACGACCGCAUACGCGAGCGCGAGCUGGCCGAAAAGCGUAGGGUCGCCCCCGGCUGGCUGGACAGCGAGGCCCGGCUGCUGGAGCCCGUGCGGAAACCGGGGACUGAGGCCGAGGUCGCGGGCUCUUUCGCCGAGAUGAGCCUUGCGGAGCGCGAGGGCGCAAGCGAGAUGGCCGUCGAUCAGGGGGAGGAGCUGGAUCGUGCGUUUGGUGGCAUGAGGUGA